Molecule: messenger RNA, 1265 nt
Organism: Hyla sarda
Lineage: Eukaryota; Metazoa; Chordata; Amphibia; Anura; Hylidae
Gene: C7H1orf52
Product: chromosome 7 C1orf52 homolog
Exons: 3
Coding region: 86-592 (168 amino acids)
Source: RefSeq, a predicted model, not a curated record
AGGAGGAGGCUCCGCCGCCAUCUGUCCCCGUACAGUUCAGCACCCGGAAGUGUCUGUUUCCCGGGACAGGAUUAUCGGCUGCACAAUGGCGGCUCCGGAGGAGGACCGGGAUCCUCUCAGUUACUUCGCCGCCUAUGGCAGCUCUAGCUCGGACAGCAGCGAUGAGGAGGCCGAGGAGGAGAAGGUGAAGGCGGCGGUGAAGAGGCCGCUGCCCUCCCAGAUGCUGCCGGGCCCGGAUGAGCUCUUCCAGACCGUGUCCCGUCCAUCUUUCCUCAGCGCCCCCAGCAGCAAGCCCAUCAACUGGGAGAAGCGCCUGGUGCGGCCCCCGGAGGAGCCGCCUCGAGAAUUUAAAUUGUGGAAGAACAAUGCGGUCCCACCCCCAGUGACCUACGAGGUGGAGGAAAAGAAAGGUCCUCCCCCAGAGCUUGACAUGGCAAUAAAAUGGUCCAGUAUGUACCAGGACAAUGGCGAUGACGCCCCCCAGCAGGCAAACAAGCCAAAGUUCCUGCCGGAUGAAGAAGCAGAGGAGGUUGAGCCUGAGGAAGAAGAAGAAAAGGAUGAACCGUCUACCGCUAAAAAGCGCAAAGUGUGACCGAUCACUGUGGUACCGACCCAGAGCGCCAGGAUCUAUGGGUGGGAAUAAGAAGCCUCUCCCUUCUCAAGCCAUCCAUCUGUCAGACGACCUCCAUAUCUGAGUGUGUAGACUAGGGUCCCCCCCCAACCAGGGUGCCUCCAGCUGUUGCAAAACUACAACUCCCAGCAUGCCCGGACAGCCUCCGGCUGUCCGGGCAUGCUGGGAAUUGUAGUUUUGCAACAGCUGGAGGCAUCCUGGUUGGGAAACACUGGUGUAGACCAAUGGUCUGUAACCUGUGGCAAAACUACAACUCCCAGCAUGCUCUCCCACGCCAAGAGAUGUAAAUUUUGCCGCAGGCUGGACAUUGGUGUAGAUCUUUCGCGUGUCAGUAUUUACUCAUGUUUAAGCACAAUUGUCUUGGCUGCAGUACUUUAUGUCUUAGGACGUUGGGUGUAGUAUAAGGUGCUAGUCUUGGUGAAUGUAAGGAGCCAUAAGGGGCCCCUGGCCCCUGUCCAGCAAUACAUUCAUAUUUUUAUUUUACACUGAUAAUAAUGCAGUUUGGUUCUGCCACUUGUCUGCAUUGUGUUAGAAGCCUUUUAUAAAGGAGCGCAUUACAGAGUAAGUUAUUGAAAGAAUUCUGCAGAGAAAUCAUUAUGUAAAUAGGAGACUGGAAAUAAAUCUACAUUUCAUA